Alnus glutinosa is the source of this 1422-nucleotide messenger RNA. RefSeq lists its product as uncharacterized. The transcript has 3 exons. NCBI's taxonomy places the organism in Eukaryota, Viridiplantae, Streptophyta, Magnoliopsida, Fagales, Betulaceae. The coding region runs from base 790 to 1422 and encodes 210 amino acids. The record is from RefSeq and is a predicted model, not a curated record.
GCCACCAUCAGGUGGACGGUUAGUAAAAUCGUCCGGACACGUGCGAUCAGUCUGCUCUUUUCCAUGGCAGCGCGCGUCUGGACGUCAUUAAUACCCCACAAAGGCUAUAUAUACCCCAGAUUGUCGCUCUCUCCACCAUACCCCACAAAAUCCUUCUUUUUGGCAGCUUAAUCAUGUCUGCUGUCAGUUCCCAGCGUCGGGUCCGCCAGAGGACAGAGGAAGAAAGGAGCGCACUCCAAGAUAAAAUCAUGGACCGCACAGUCAUUGCUGAAUGCAAUGUGGUGAGAUCUGACAUCAUGGUGCCUCCACUAGAUAGUAUUUAUGAGACUAUCCAGACUUACCACUGGGGAUACCUUUACACGUGUGCCUUCAUCGUCUUCACUAGGCUUGUCAGACUUUUCUAUGCCAACUUGGAGGUGGUUCAGGACGAUAAUCGUGGGAUGGUACUUCAGUCCACUGUUGACGGCCAUAUCAUCAUUGUUGAUCCCCAGAUCAUCAGUCACUCCAUUGGGGUAUCAGUCCUUGACUUUGCCCGGCAGUUCGUACAAUGAGGUGGUUCUACCUCCCUCUCUGGACGAUCUCCGAGAGUUCUUUCAUGCUGUUCCACAAGGUGAUGAACGCCAUACCACCAUCAGGAUCGGCGCAUUGGGUCCGUCUCAUCGCUUGUUGGCCAAAAUAGUUUAGCACAACCUAUAUUUAGUUGUCAGGCGAAGUGAUCUGAUUCUGAAGAAGGCCCAGUUUGUUUAUGCCAUCCACCUCUGCUUGCCUUUCUGUCUGUGCAAGCAUAUCAUGGGUGUUAUGUUGGAGGCCCGUGAUGAGGGUCAUACCGGUCUCCCUUUUGGUUGCCUACUCACUCAAAUCAUUCUUCAGUCAGGCAUCAACAUUAUUGGAGAACCGAAGAUGAAGAUUCAGCAGCCCAUCAGCAAACAGACUUUGAUGAAGUCUAAUGCGCAGCUGCGGAGAGAUGACUUCGAUGAUGAGGUGCCCAUCCUUGCUACCAUGCCAGUUGCUUUUCCAGACAUGGCUUCAUCCUCUCAAACAGUCCCGCCUUCAGAGCCAGAGAUCAUUUUUUCUCAGAUAAUGGUGGCCUUAUCUGCCAUUCAGGGAGGCAUGAGCACCAUGCAGCAGUCCAUCACUUCUAUGCAGCUAGAAGUGCACUCCAUCAACCAGCACGUGGAGCAGAAUCAGCUGAACCUAAGGGAGUGCCUCAAGUAUCAUCACCCUGAUAGCAGUGAUGAUGAGGAUACUGCGCCCAGGACUGCACCUAUGAAUGAGGUCACUACGCCUAGCAACAAGCCAGAGAUUGUGCUAGAUGAUCUUGGCAAGCAUACGGUGCGGGGCAGACAAGGCAUCGAUCUUAAUGGUAGUAGCAUACUCCUCACCCUUAGGGAGAGCAUGGAAAAAUUCUCUGUGAUCAUCUAG